Molecule: messenger RNA, 1332 nt
Organism: Sphaeramia orbicularis (orbiculate cardinalfish)
Lineage: Eukaryota; Metazoa; Chordata; Actinopteri; Kurtiformes; Apogonidae
Gene: exosc2
Product: exosome component 2
Biological process (GO): nuclear-transcribed mRNA catabolic process, deadenylation-dependent decay; U4 snRNA 3'-end processing; nuclear polyadenylation-dependent rRNA catabolic process
Cellular component (GO): cytoplasmic exosome (RNase complex); nuclear exosome (RNase complex)
Molecular function (GO): RNA binding
Source: RefSeq, a predicted model, not a curated record
AAUAUGUUCACAAUUGUUAGAACCAAUAGAAAACAACAUUAAACCGUUCAUCUCAGUAGAGGGCGGUAGAAAGCAUCAUCUUGUUUACAAAGCACCAUCCGCAAAGUGAAAGCGAGAAGAAGAAAAAGGAGCAGAGGAGCAUGGCUGUGGACAUGAGAUUACCAACUGUUCGAAAAACAGUGUCAUUAUCAGUGUCUUUUGAUCGAAAAGAUCUCGUCGUGCCCGGCGAUGUGAUCACUUCGGACACGGGUUCUCUUAGGGGUCAUGGUACCUACGUUGAUGAAGAGAAGCUUACUGCCUCAGUUGGAGAAGUGCAGAGAGUUGACAAGUUAAUCUGUGUCAGACCUCUAAAACCCAGAUUCAAUGGUGAGGUUGGAGAUGUCGUAGUAGGACGAAUCACAGAGGUACAACAGAAACGUUGGAUGGAGACAAACUCUCGGCUGGAUUCUGUUCUCCUGUUGUCUUCAGUCAACCUGCCUGGAGGAGAACUGGUGUACCGAUCGGCAGAAGAUGAGCUCACCAUGAGAGAAUACCUUCAGGAGGGUGAUUUGAUCAGUAAGGACCGUCUGUGUUUCUCAGACGGAGCCCUAUCGCGUCAUACCCGAAGUUUAAAGUAUGGAAAAUUGGGUCAGGGGGUGGUGGUACAACUUUCGCCUUCACUGAUCAAGAGGCAAAGCACAUUCCACAACCUGCCUUGUGGGCAUCCAUCAUCCUUGGCCAAUAAUGGCUUUGUGUGGCUCUACCCCACACCAGGACAACAGGAGAAGCUGGGGCUUUACACUAGUCUAGACAAGCAAACACCUGUCAGCCUGUCAGAUCGGGAGGUGAUUUCACGGUUGAGAAACUGUCUCCUGGCUUUGGCUGCACACAAGGUUCUGCAUGACACCAGUGUUCUUUACUGCUAUGAAUCUUCACUUCAACAUCAGGUGAAAGACAUCUUGAAACCAGAAGUGAUGGAGGAGAUUGUAAUGUUGACACAACAGAAGCUGUUGGAACAGGAGGGUUAAACAACCCAAAUCCAAUGGUGACCUGAAACUAAAGGUGGCAUUUUUAUGUGCAAGAGAACAUCAGUCAUGGAACAACAACUAGACUGAGCUCUCGGAGCCUAAUGUUCAGCUAAACCGUUUUCCAAACCUAUGAUCUGUGUUUCAUUACUAAGUUUGAUGCAACUUUAUUACCACACAACCAAUAAUUACAAGUCCACCUUGUAUUCCGAUUUAGUGUUUCAACCUUUCAGACAGCAACAAAGGACCAACUCUGAUUAUGUGUGUUGCACAGAAAAAUGUCAUUAACUUUUCUAUUCUUUUCAAUACAGGUUUUCAAUUCAGUGUU